Molecule: messenger RNA, 1071 nt
Organism: Sipha flava (yellow sugarcane aphid)
Lineage: Eukaryota; Metazoa; Arthropoda; Insecta; Hemiptera; Aphididae
Exons: 3
Coding region: 46-978 (310 amino acids)
Source: RefSeq, a predicted model, not a curated record
CAUCCUGCCGCCACCGCAUUAUACUCCAAAAAGCCAAACCGUGUAAUGUGCAUCAAAUCGUUAUUAUAUAAUUUUUUUUGGUUACUUAAACAUUUUUUCUUUUCCAGAAGAUUCGUUGUGUUUAAUCGAGAGCAUCCGAUUUUAAUAGUGCGCGAAGACAAUAAUUCAAUAGAUAACCGUUCAAGGUCUUCUUUUUAUAGGAUUUUGGGUACUAAGACCAGUACUGAGUCGUCGGUCUUGUUCAGUCCUCUAGCGAGCUUAGACGCAAAACCACUUCCACACAGAAAAAUGAAAAUUAUUAUGUUGUCAUUAGUCUUGUUGGCGGUAUUCAUCACGAGCCAAGCCGCACCGGCGCCGCCUCCAUUUACCGACGAAAAGGCAGAUAGAGACAGCGUGGAUGUGAAUGAAGUAGGACCCGAAGAAAACUGGAUGCUGUUCAACCGUCUGACAAAAACCAAGUCGUUUGAUCCUUCGGAUUCCGAGAAAACCCGAGAACUCUUGAAGGAAAUUGACGAGUUUUCUCGGCUUGUCAAGCCAGCUGCUAAUAAUGUUACCGACGAACCGGACGACACAACCGACCAACAAGAUACCACUGAGUCCGAUUCCGCGUCGUCCGACUGGUUCGCUUCUACGUGGAGGACUUUGAAUCGAAAUAACGACGGUGAUGAUGAAGACAGAAACUCGUUAAACUUUAGACAACCGUUCGGAAAGCAAGAACAAGACGACAGUGGCGUGGAAGAUAUAAUCAAAAAACUUGCCAACGAUUUGAAGAAGUUGUACGUCAAAAUAAAGCAAGCAAUCUCGGUGAUGAAAAAUUGGGUCAACAUCGCUAGGGGUUCAUCGAAAGAAUAUGAUGGGCCAUAUCCGAUGUCUGCAAGUGCUUCAGAGUCAGAUGGAGUAUUUGUAAUUGCCGACCCUUUAAUUGGGGAUAUUGAUAAGUCCAAUAAAUACACAUUACCCAUAAAUGCAGCUGAUUAGUCCAUUAGAUACCUCAAAGUUUAUGUAUUAUUAUUCACAUUACGAUUUCACUUAUUGAUACUUUAAAUUAUUAUAUUAUUUAUGAACUCAUAA